Phodopus roborovskii (desert hamster) is the source of this 1319-nucleotide messenger RNA. RefSeq names its product G protein-coupled receptor 26 (gene Gpr26). The transcript has 3 exons. Bases 276 to 1295 code for a protein of 339 amino acids. Gene Ontology annotation, cellular component: membrane. The record is from RefSeq and is a predicted model, not a curated record. Gene Ontology annotation, biological process: adenylate cyclase-activating G protein-coupled receptor signaling pathway. NCBI's taxonomy places the organism in Eukaryota, Metazoa, Chordata, Mammalia, Rodentia, Cricetidae. Gene Ontology annotation, molecular function: G protein-coupled receptor activity.
CCAGGUAUUCGCCGGUGGUGAGGUGACCCAGAGUCCGAGUGGUUUUGCAUCCAGGUGUUUGCUCGCCUGGGAGCGGGGCUCCGGGUUGCUGUGUCCCUAGGUGUUGGUCCAGGGGUGGUGCGGGGCUCUGGGUUGCUGGACGCCCUCCGGGUAGCCAUGGCGACAGGAGCCAGGGGUCGCUGGGCCGCCGCGUCGCCAAGAGGCUGAGCCGGCAGCGGGCUGCGCCAUGGCGGCGCGGGGUUGCGGGCCCUGAGCGCCAGCUGCGGGCGCGCAUCAUGAACUCGUGGGACGCGGGCCUGGCGGGGCUGCUGGUGGGCACGAUCGGCGUGUCGCUGCUGUCCAACGGGCUGGUGCUGCUCUGCCUCCUGCACAGCGCUGAUAUCCGCCGUCAGGCGCCAGCGCUCUUCACCCUCAACCUCACGUGUGGCAACCUACUGUGCACUGUGGUCAACAUGCCACUCACACUGGCCGGCGUCGUAGCACAGCGACAGCCUGCUGGGGACCGCCUGUGCCGCCUGGCUGCCUUCCUCGACACCUUCCUGGCUGCCAACUCAAUGCUCAGCAUGGCCGCACUCAGCAUCGACCGCUGGGUGGCCGUGGUCUUCCCGCUAAGCUACCGUGCCAAGAUGCGCCUCCGCGAUGCUGCAUUCAUGGUGGCCUACACGUGGCUGCACGCGCUCACCUUCCCGGCCACCGCGCUGGCCCUGUCCUGGCUCGGCUUCCAUCAGCUCUAUGCCUCGUGUACGCUGUGCAGCCGGCGGCCCGAGGAGCGCCUGCGCUUUGCUGUCUUCACUAGCGCCUUCCAUGCGCUCAGCUUCCUGCUCUCCUUCAUCGUACUCUGCUUCACGUACCUCAAGGUGCUCAAAGUGGCCCGCUUCCACUGUAAGCGCAUCGAUGUGAUCACCAUGCAAACGCUUGUGCUGUUGGUGGACAUCCACCCCAGUGUGAGGGAACGCUGUUUGGAGGAGCAGAAGCGGAGGCGACAGCGUGCCACCAAAAAGAUCAGCACCUUCAUAGGGACCUUUCUCGUGUGCUUUGCCCCCUAUGUGAUUACCAGGCUGGUGGAACUCUUCUCCACAGCACCCAUUGGCUCCCACUGGGGUGUGCUGUCCAAGUGCUUGGCCUACAGCAAAGCUGCAUCUGACCCCUUCGUAUACUCCUUGCUGCGACACCAAUACCGUAGGAGCUGCAAGGAGCUUCUGAACAGGAUCUUCAACAGACGCUCCAUCCGCUCCCGCUCCGUGGGCCUCACAGGUGACUCACACAGCCAUAAUAUUCUGCCAGUGUCAGAAUGAAGAAUGGCACUCCUGUUGGGGAGU